Molecule: messenger RNA, 2256 nt
Organism: Phialemonium atrogriseum
Lineage: Eukaryota; Fungi; Ascomycota; Sordariomycetes; Cephalothecales; Cephalothecaceae
Product: cytochrome P450
Exons: 3
Coding region: 390-1988 (532 amino acids)
Molecular function (GO): iron ion binding; oxidoreductase activity, acting on paired donors, with incorporation or reduction of molecular oxygen; heme binding
Source: RefSeq, a predicted model, not a curated record
ACAGCGCUGAUCUCCUAGUGGAUGACCUCAAUUACUCAGUGUCUGAGCUUUCGGAUGAUUCACAUCAUAUGGCAAUCCACAUAAGUCGGUAUCCGAAAACACAAAGUCUUUGACUCUUCACGAUCGACGAUGGGGCUGGCGGCCCGAGGUGCACGUUGCAACAGAGGGUUCAAGAUGAUUAAGCUAGGGCUGCUUUACGGCUGCUUGGCACCUCCUCACUCACAAUGAUCGUCCUGCCACCUCCAGACCUCAGGUUCCCCUCUCUGUUACACACGUACCAUAAGCUAGAGUGCGGGUAUUUCAAACAGAAGUUCUUGUGUUCCUAGCCAUACCUCCCCAUACACACCACCGAAGAACAGCCAACCCCAAGCCCACUGUUUCCUUCCACAAUGGCUUUAUUAAUCAGUCCCGUUCUAUUCGUCACAGCCAUCCUGUUCCUCGUAUACAAGCUCGCCCUCCACCCGGCACUUCUUUCGCCGUUGGCAAAGAUACCCAAUGCCCAUUGGUCGGUGCCUUUCUCACGCCUCUGGGUGCUGUCCAUCCGUUUCAACCACAAGGAAAACAGGACUCUUCAGGCGGCCCACCGAAGGCUCGGACCAGUCAUCCGUGUGGCCCCUAAUGAGCUGAGCAUCGAUGACACAGACAGUCUCCGCACAGUCUACCAAGGGGGCUUCGAGAAGCCUUCUUGGUAUUCCGUUUUUGAUAACUAUGGAGUCCCCUGCAUGUUUUCAACUCGUUCCUCGCGGGAACAUUCGCUGAGGAAGCGGAUGAUAUCAAAUGUCUACUCCAAGUCCUACAUACAGGCCUCUGGAGCGUCCUCUGAACAGGCCCAUAUCAUAUUGUUUGACAGGCUGAUCCCCAUUCUCAAGGCGUCCGGCAACGAGGCCAGCGCCUCUCAUGGCUUGGACGUUCAUUCCACGUUCCUCGCCGCCACCAUGGACUUCAUCUCUGCUUAUAUCUUCGGCAUCCAGAAUAGUACCAACUUCUUGGAUAACGAGCCAUAUCGGGAGCAUUGGCUUGAUCUUUACAAAUCCCGGAAUGACUACGGGAUCUAUGACCAAGAACUCCCCCUUACCACCUCCGUAUGUCGCAAACUAGGUAUUCCGUUCUGUCCCAAGUGGGUCGACUCGGCAAACCAGGAACUUGGCAAAUGGUGUAUUCGUCUUUGUGCGGCAACAUUUGAGCGCCUUUCGACCACAGAGCCCAAGGCUAAGAACCUGGCGAACGAGCCCGUGGUCAUGAGCGCGCUGCUCUCUGGUCUGGAAAAGGAAGAAGCCAUCAAGGGGGAGGCGUCCAUCAUCUACGAGACAGCCAUAAAGCACCACGAGCUAUCAGUGGCCUCGGAGCUCUUCGACCACGUCCUCGCGGGCCAGGAGACAGCAGGCGUGACCCUGACAUACCUGACCUGGAGGCUCUCCCAGUCGGAAUCCCUCCAGCGAGAGCUCAAAGCCGAGCUCCUGGGCCUCGAGCCGAGCAUGCAGCUCAGAGACGACGGAACAGCAUCGCUCCCCGACCCGAAGCAGCUGGACGGGCUCCCGAUCCUCCACGCAGUCAUGAUGGAGACCCUGCGCCUCCACGCUCCGAUUCCCGGCCCGCAGCCGCGGCAGAGCCCGUUCCCCUCGAGUCAGCUGGGUGCUUACCACGUCCCGGGCGGCGUCAGGGUCGCGGCCCUGGCGCACACCCUCCACCGGAACGAGCGCGUCUUCCCGGACCCCGAGAGGUGGGACCACACGAGGUGGUUGGCGGCGGGGGUCAGCGAGGAGGAGAGGAAGGAGCGCAAUAGGCACUUCUGGGCGUUUGGCUCGGGUGGGAGGAUGUGUAUCGGAUCCAACUUUGCGGUGCAGGAAAUGAAACUCAUAGUCGCGGCUAUUUACUCCAACUUUACGACCCAUAUCGUGGAUGAUGAUGGUGUUGCUGACCAGGGGGAUGGAUAUACUGCCAGGCCGUCCAAGGAACGCCUGUACCUGCGUUUCGAAUCGGUCAAAUAAAUCACCGUUGUUGUCUCUCUGAGAUGCACAUUGACUCCCCGUGGGAAAAGCUGUUGGCCAGUGUUGUAGAUACAAGGAAGAGAAAUGCUCCGAACAAGGCUCUUCCAGCACUCAAAAGCUUUUUAUCUGACCUGUUAAUGAGGCCUAGAAAAUCGUAGCAAGGUGAAUUAUACGAUUGAGCACUCUCGAAAGAAAAUAUAUUGUAGUACAGUAUGAGACACUUUGCUGUCCAAAAGAACAAGCAGACAGGUGCGGCGCUGGAAGACCC